GUUUCAAAUUUCAGCUGUUUUCAAACAUCAGAAAGUGGCGGUAGGAUAUUUAUUUUUGUAUACCAGUUUGAAAAUAUUAAUAAUCCAACAAAAAUACGGUAUAAAACGAGGGUGAAUAACAUUUUAAUAUUAAAAGAUGUACAUUAAACAGGUGAUCAUACAAGGUUUUAAAAGCUACAGAGAUCAAACUGUUGUGGAACCUUUUGAUAAACGCCACAAUGUAGUUGUUGGCCGUAAUGGAUCCGGAAAAAGUAACUUCUUUUAUGCUAUUCAGUUUGUGUUAAGUGAUGAAUAUUCACAUCUGAAGCCUGAACAACGCCAGUCUCUAUUACAUGAAGGAACUGGGCCGAGAAUUGUGACUGCUUAUGUUGAAAUAAUUUUUGACAAUUCUGAUGCUAGAGUUCCAAUUGAACAUGAGGAAAUAUAUCUUCGUCGGGUGAUUGGUGCUAAAAAAGACCAGUAUUUCUUAAACAAAAAAGUUGUGCCAAGAAGUGAAGUGAUGAAUCUUUUAGAAUCUGCAGGUUUUUCAAGUUCUAAUCCGUACUACAUUGUGAAACAAGGAAAGAUUUUACAAAUGGCUACAGCACCUGAUACCCAUCGUUUAAAAUUAUUACGUGAAGUAGCUGGUACUAGAGUUUAUGAUGAACGUAAAGCUGAAUCUGUUGCAAUUUUGAAAGAGACAGAAAGCAAGAUAGAAAAGAUCCACGAAUUCUUAACCACAAUUGAGGAGAGAUUGUCUACGUUGGAAGAAGAAAAGGAAGAAUUGAAACAGUAUCAGCAUUUUGAUAAAAUUAGACGAGCUUUGGAAUAUAUUAUUCAUGAGGUUGAACUGAAUGAAAAUAAAAAGAAAUUAGCCGAGUUGGAAAAACAAAGAGACGAAUCUGGUUCCGAACAAAAAAUUCUAGCUCAGGAACUGAAGAAAGCUCAAGAUAACACUAAAAUGUUAGCCAAAAAAAGCAAAGAUUUAAACAAGGAACUACUUUCAAUAAAAGAUGAAAAGAAAAUUUUAAGCAAUGACCACCAGCAUUUGAUUAAAGAACGAGCUAAAUUGGAACUAACUAUUAAAGAUUUGUCAGAUGAUGUACAAGGCGAUAACAAGUCGAAAGAAAGAGCAGAAAAUGAGCUGGCACGUCUAACACAAACGAUUAAAGAAAAGGAGGCUGAAUUGGACAAAAUUAAGCCAUUAUACGAAGAAAUGAAAGCAAGAGAAGAGGAAUGUACAAGAGAACUGGCACUGAAGGAGCAAAAGAGGAAGGAGCUGUAUGCAAAGCAGGGCAGAGGAAGUCAGUUUACCUCAAAAGAAGACCGCGACAAAUGGAUCCAAACUGAAUUGAAAUCGUUAAGUAAACAACUAAAAGAUAAAAAGGACCACAGAGACAAGCUAGAGGCGGAUUUGAAAAGAGAUGCACUAAAGGCAAUUGAUUUACAGAAAAAAAUUGAAGAACAAUCACUAGAACUAGAACGGCAAAAGAACUACAUUGAUGAGUAUAAUAAACAAUGCUAUGACCUAAAGAAAAGCAAGGAUCAGUUUCAAACAACCAGGAAGGAAUUAUGGAGAAAAGAAAAUCAUGUUCAAGCAAAUUUGACAUCGCUUAAAGAAGAUUUAGCUAAGGCUGACCAACAAUUAAGAUCGAUGGUGGGCAAGCCAAUAUUGAAUGGUCGCGAUAGUGUUCGCAAAGUAUUAAACACUUUUAUAGCUCGGGGAGGUAAAGAAGCAGAUAUAGCGAAAUGUUAUUAUGGUCCGGUAAUAGAAAACUUUGAAUGCGAGAAGAGCAUCUAUAUAGCUGUAGAAGUAACCGCCGGAAAUAGGUUAUUCCAUCACGUUAUCGACAAUGACAAAGUGGGAACGAUGAUUCUUAAAGAAAUGAAUAGGCAGACGUUGCCGGGCGAAGUUACUUUUAUGCCCUUGAAUAGGUUGAACGUGAGAGAACAAAAUUAUCCAAAUGACGCGGACGCCAUUGCAAUGGUUUCUAAGCUAGACUAUGACCCAAAAUAUGACAAGGCAAUGAGAUAUUUAUUCGGAAAAACAUUGAUAUGUCGACACUUGGAUGCCGCUACUAAAUUAGCACGAAUUACUGGUUUGGAUUGUGUAACUUUGGAUGGUGACCAAGUUUCUUCUAAAGGAUCUCUAACCGGCGGAUAUUUUAAUACAUCCAGGUCACGUCUGGAAAUGCAAAAGAACAGAACAGAAACGAUCGCACAAAUUCAACAGUGUGAAGAGGAGCUGAAAAAAUUGAAAAGUGAAUUGACUGAGACUGAGGCUUCUAUCAACACUAUUGUAUCGGAUAUGCAGAAAAUUGAAACUAAAAAUAGCAAAGCAAAGGGCAUAUUUGAUAAAGUAAAAGGUGAACUUAGACUAAUGAAGGAAGAACUCGCAAACAUAGAAAAAUUUAGAGGUCCCAAAGAACGUUCCUUAGCGCAAUGCAAAUCAAACUUGGAAGCCAUGCAAACGACAAAAGAAGGUUUGGAGUCCGAACUUCAUCAAGAAUUACUCUCGUCUUUAUCCGUUGCCGAUCAGCAACAUGUUGAUACCCUAAAUGAUGAUAUACAUAGGCUGCAACGCGAAAAUAAGGAUGCUUUCAGUACUAGAAUGAAAUUGGAAGCAGAAAAGAAUAAGCUGGAUAAUUUGUUAACCAACAAUUUAAUUCGCAGAAGAGAUGAGCUUUUACAUGCCCUUCAGGAAAUAUCACUAGAAGAUCGCAAGCGACAGCUUACGAAUUGUAAAUCAGAACUAGAGGAAAUCGACAAAAAGAUCGAGAAAGUUAAUUUGGAAUUGAGUUCUAUGGAAAUCAAGUACAAAGACAUGACAAAAAAGCUAAAACGUGAGCAAGCCGAAUUUGAAAGUUGGAGAGCUAAGGAAAAAGAAGCACAAGACAAAAUAGAUGAAGAUGCUAAACAUUUAGAAAAAUUUGCUUCAAAGCAAAAUUUGUUAGAGGCAAAAAUCCAGGAGAGUGUAGAGAAGAUUAAUCAACUGGGUGCUUUGCCUACGCAAGAUCUGUAUGGACAAUUCGUUAAAAUGUCGUCCAGAGCUCUUUUUAAAGAACUGGAAAAGACAAAUAAUCAAUUAAAGAAAUUCAGUCACGUCAAUAAGAAAGCUCUGGAUCAGUUUAUGAGUUUCUCGGACCAGAGGGAAAAACUUCAAAAGAGAAUGGAAGAAUUAGAACGAGGGGGUAGUCGUAUCCAAGAUCUUAUAGAAGUUUUAGAAACAAGAAAGGUUGAAGCCAUUCAGUUUACCUUUAAACAAGUAUCGAAGUACUUUACUGAAGUGUUUAAAAAGUUAGUGCCUGCUGGCAAAGCCAAAUUGGUACUAAGAACAGCGGAUAGCGAUGAAGGACGAGAUAUAACGCCUGAAGAUACAAAUGCGGAUAUUUUUCAAGGUAUUGGAGUGCGUAUAUCAUUUACCGACGCCGAUGUGGAAAUGAAAGAGAUGAAUCAGCUCUCUGGCGGUCAGAAGUCUCUAGUCGCCUUGGCUCUCAUUUUCGCCAUUCAAAAAUGCGAUCCCGCUCCCUUCUAUUUAUUUGACGAAAUCGAUCAGGCCUUAGACGCUCAGCACCGUAAGGCGGUGGCCAACAUGAUCCACGAGCUGUCCGGUGACGCGCAGUUCAUCACCACCACGUUCAGGCCCGAACUAUUAGACCACGCGCACAAAUUCUACGGCGUCAAGUUCAGAAAUAAGGUCAGUCACGUCGAGUGCGUCACUCGAGACAUAGCUCGGGAUUUCGUGGAAGACGAUCAGACCCACGGUUAGAAUGUUGUUUUCUUUUUGUAGUCUGUCCAACAAGAGGAUACGUUAUAGUGACAGUUUUAGUCAUUUUUUGGAUGUCGUCUGUCGGAAUCUUCCACGACUCGUUGGACAGACUAUGCUAUACAUUAUAACUACAAUUGUACAUAUUUUUUGUUUUAGUUCAUUGUUUUAUUUAUUAUAACCCGUUUUACAAUUGGCAGUUUUACUUGCCUGCAAGAAAAAUUGCAGCUUUUCCUAUAAAGGUCUGUGCACGUUAUCAUACACGUAUCGUUUCCAGCACGUAGCGUUUACGGUUCUAUUAGACAGUCCGGUAGUGACACUAGUCACUACCGGACUGUGUGUUCAAAUUACCAAUUUCAUAUAUUAUGAAGCGUUUCAGUUUGCUUCAGUAUUAUUUAUUAAUUUAGCUUAUGGCUUUAGUACACAUAAAAGUAUACUACUAUUAUCACAGCUGUAGAUAUUAAAUAAAAAUAAGAACAAAAAUGGUAAAUGUCAAACACAAAUAUAAAAAAGGAUAAUUUAAAAAAUUGUAAAAAACAAACUUGUCACAAACAAACAUCUAGUCUCUUUACAUAAUCAAUUGCACCUGGUGUUGCCUUCAGGAAAUCUCCAAAAUCUCCCUCAUACGCCGUAAAGACGCAUUCUUCUCUAAUAUGUCGAACAGUCUAUCGUAGAGCUACACAAUUACAUACCGGAAUGGGGGCCUUUCCCCAUUUACAGAGACGAUCUAUGCAUCUGCCGUGUUCGGUUCUUCAGCCUGUUUAAAGUUACCUAUAUCUUGCGAGGCUGCUCAAAACCAGGAGGUACUGUUGAAAUACAUGUGAAACCCUGACUUUGUGGUGGAGCGUUUUCCAUCCACUCGUUCAUCCAUGGAUCAUGUAAGUAUUUUUUUUUGCUUCAGUAAGAUCGUAAAAAACAUACUGGAUAUAAAAGAAACAAGACAAAAUUAAAUAACAAGAUUUGCAAUAUAUCCAGUGUUAAAAGAAGUAAUACAAUUUUCCACACGAUCCUCACCUACCGGCAUACGACUGAAUAUUGUUUACGAGUAUACUGAUCGGAAACGUUACUUGUAUGCGAUACGUGCCGGAUAGAGUGAAUUACUUCCUAUUAAAACCACUAAAUAUUAUUUUUCGGAAUCAAAACAUUACGUUACGGAAACGAUACGUGUAGGAUCAUGUGCAGAGACCUUAAUGCAUGCGCAUUCUGGCAGUUUUGGUAAGAUCUUGCACUUGCAGAUGAUAGAUCUGGACCUAUAAUUUUUCAACUUGCGUGCAACUUUUGCUUAUUUUUCUAAAAACCGUUCGGUAAUCAAAGUUUCUUACACUUUUUCGUGUCUUAUAUUAUUUAGAAUCAUAACAAAUAUUAGAUAUUUCUGAUAUAAGUAGGUUUGUGUUCGGAAAUUGGUGAUGUUUCAGAAUUUUUCAAGAUGCAUCUCAAUUUAUUUAAUAAAGCCAUUGUAAUGGGUGAGAAAUCUAAUGCAAAUAGAAAAGAAUUUGAACUUUCAAGCAAAAAUAAGCGGUUUUCAGCUAAAUGUUCCAUAGAAUUCCAUUCCAUAUGUUACACCCGUGUCAAAUAAAAUUAAUGUUAAUUAUAAUGAUUCUAAUCCUUUGGUUCCUGUCAAGACAAUAGCUCCAAAUAAAAGAUUACACCUUUUACCAAAGUGGAAAAUAGAAAAGGAGGCUGGUAAAAGAGUAGAAAAAGCUAAAGCAAAGCCUAAUUUGAAGAGUUAUCUAUAUCUCCUAAAGCAUAUCCGCAGAUGUCUCAAGAGCUCUAAUAAAUGAAUAAAGGACUCUAUUGUCGCUCUAUCGAAAAAUGAACAUCAUCAGUUUGCACCUCCUAAUCAUAAAUUUAAACCUCCAGCUGAAAUAAAGCCACUUGAUCAAUUUGUUAUAAAUGGGAAACAUAUGUAGAGUGUCCUGAGGUAUCUAAAAAAUAUCGAUCUUCCAUAGAGGUCACUAUUGGCCAAUCAAAAUUAUUAAUUCCAAAGAAGUUUUAAUAACGAAAGUUUUAACAAAACAUAGGUUUAAUUGAUCAGUGUUGAUCACCAAUUGUUGAUGAAAAAUCAAUUACCUGUUCAGAUUUACAUGAUUUUUGGGAUAUGAGGGUGUCCCAGGCUAAGCGUGCAUUAGUUUCACAACGAGAUCUAUCGAUUAAAAAUAUUCUCAAUAUGGCGGCACUUCGGGAAAUACCGGAA
Sitophilus oryzae (rice weevil) is the source of this 5939-nucleotide messenger RNA. Its product is annotated as structural maintenance of chromosomes protein 3-like. Gene Ontology annotation, biological process: mitotic sister chromatid cohesion. The transcript has 18 exons. Gene Ontology annotation, molecular function: cohesin loader activity; double-stranded DNA binding; ATP binding. The record is from RefSeq and is a predicted model, not a curated record. Gene Ontology annotation, cellular component: chromosome. Bases 137 to 3748 code for a protein of 1203 amino acids. Lineage: Eukaryota; Metazoa; Arthropoda; Insecta; Coleoptera; Curculionidae.